Molecule: messenger RNA, 1158 nt
Organism: Lachancea mirantina
Lineage: Eukaryota; Fungi; Ascomycota; Saccharomycetes; Saccharomycetales; Saccharomycetaceae
Source: the annotation of a GenBank genome assembly
AUGACCAGUGACAAGGCGCCUGUAGGAAUUUCCAACCUGCCUAACCAGCGGUACAAGAUAGUGUCCGAGAAUGGAGGCGUUUUCACGCUAAUGGUGUGCGGUGAAUCAGGAGUUGGUAAGACGACAUUCGUAAACACGCUGUUUCAAACGACGUUGAAACACGCAGAUUCGCAACAAAGACGCCACCUAGGGAUCAAGCGGACGGUGGAGAUCGACGUUCUGCGUGCUCAACUUGAAGAGAAGAACUUUUCGCUGCGUGUGAACGUGAUCGAUACACCUGGGUUCGGUGACAACGUGAACAACAACAAAUCGUGGCAGACUAUUGUAGAUUUCAUUGAUGACCAACACGACUCGUACAUGCGUCAGGAGCAACAACCGUACCGUGAUGUGAAAUUUGAUCUAAGGGUUCACGCCGUUUUGUAUUUCAUUCGUCCCACAGGUCACGGGCUCAAACCUCUCGAUAUUGAAACCAUGAAACGAAUUUCGACGCGUGCGAACUUGAUCCCUGUAAUUGCCAAGUCCGACACUUUGACGCAGAAGGAACUUCACGAUUUUAAAAUCCGCAUCCGCCAAGUCAUUGAGGCACAAGAAAUCCGCAUUUUCACGCCGCCCUUGGACGAUUCCGACGCGUCAGACCCAGCGGUCAAGGAACACGCACGUCAGCUGAUUGAGGCCAUGCCAUUUGCCAUUAUUGGAUCGGAGAAAAAAUUUGACAACGGACAAGGCCAAUUGGUGGCUGCGAGAAAAUAUCCAUGGGGUAUUGUCGAAGUCGAAAACGACGCGCACUGCGAUUUCCGUAAGCUCAGAAGCUUGCUUUUGAGAACCAAUUUGUUGGACUUAAUUUUGUCUACACAAGAAUCUCACUUUGAAACUUAUCGCAGACUGCGUUUGGACGGAUCUGGGUCUCCAGAAGACCCUUCGCUACCUGCCAGAGCGCCUGCUAGAAAACUGUCACAUAACCCAAGGUUCAAGGAGGAAGAAAACGCUUUGAAGAAGUACUUUACGGACCAAGUGAAGGCGGAGGAACAGAGAUUCAGACAAUGGGAACAGAAUAUCGUCAACGAGCGCACAAGGUUGAACGGGGACCUCGAGGAGGUGCAGGCCAAGGUAAAACGGCUCGAAGAGGAAGUGAGGGCGCUUCAGGCCAGAAAGCGCUGA